CUCUUUCUGUAAUCCUGUUUUCUUCCUCCUCUUUGAUAGUGGUUGUUAUUUUAAAACAGAUACUUGAAUUUUCUGAAAUGUCUUUACCAUGAUUUUCACCUGCUUAGUUUUUUUCUGGGUAAAUGUUUUUUGGUCUUUUGUUCGUUUUUCCUGUUGCUUCUCUGUCUUCCCUCCCUUUCUUUUGUGGUGUUUGUAUACGACCUUUGGCUGGUCUCUUUGAGUUCUUUCCUCAUCCUGGAAUGAGGGGAGUUCUUCUGGGCCGCUGUGCUUGUGAGUUUGGGCCGGGCGCGGGUGAAGCGGGUCUGGGCGAAGCUGCUUCUGCGUGGGUCUUUCUGCUCGCCGCCGAUGGCAGAGCUGCCUCAUCUGACCCUGUGGCCUGUGCUGUCAGGGCGGCUGGGGCUCGGACAGGGGGGCUUCUCCGCUCUUCUCUGCUCAGACUGGGCUUGUUCCACGCGGGGGCGCCCUGCUUCGGCUCUUCUCUGGAGACCCGCGUGGCUGGCCUGCGAUCUGGAGUCAGCGGUCCCCUGCUUCUUGGUGUCCUCUCUUGUCUCGGGAUGGGGGGUGUUACUGCCCUUCGCAACUCGCUGCAGGUCUCCUCAGCUUCAGGGUGUGUGGGUGCUGCCUUAUCGAAGGUAGCGUUUCCUUUUCUGUGUCUGGUUCUUGUUUUGGGGGUGGCUAGUAAGAGCAAGAGUGUUUAGAGAGGUCUUUGCUCUGCUGUGUCAAAGCUCCUAAGCCAGCCUUUAAGACCGUUUCUUAAAGUGCAGAUUUCCUUAGCGUGCUCCCUGGGUGUGCCCUACCUGUGAAAUUAGGAAAAGACAGAACCGCCACUGAAUACACCAGAAAACCGAGAGUAUCUCGCGGAAAUUAUGUUUGAAUCGUUCAACGUCCCAGGACUCUACAUUGCGGUUCAGGCAGUGCUGGCCCUGGCCGCCUCGUGGACAUCGCGACAGGUGGGCGAACGCACGUUAACGGGGAUCGUCAUCGACAGUGGGGACGGGGUCACCCAUGCCAUCCCAGUGGCAGAAGGCUACGUGAUUGGGAGCUGCAUCAAGCACAUCCCCAUCGCAGGGCGGGAUAUCACCUAUUUCAUCCAGCAGCUGCUGCGGGAGCGGGAGGCGGGGAUCCCCCCGGAGCAGUCGCUGGAGACCGCCAAAGCCAUCAAGGAGAAAUACUGCUACAUCUGCCCUGAUAUAGUCAAGGAGUUCGCCAAGUACGACGUGGAUCCUCGGAAGUGGAUCAAACAGUACACGGGGAUCAACGCCAUCAACCAGAAGAAGUUUGUCAUAGAUGUCGGCUACGAAAGGUUCCUGGGCCCUGAGAUUUUCUUUCACCCGGAGUUUGCCAACCCGGAUUUCAUGGAGUCCAUCUCGGAGGUGGUUGAUGAAGUCAUACAGAACUGCCCCAUCGACGUUCGCCGUCCGCUGUAUAAGAAUGUCGUUCUUUCGGGAGGCUCCACGAUGUUCAGGGAUUUUGGACGUCGCCUGCAGAGAGACUUAAAGAGGGUGGUGGACGCCAGGCUGAAGCUCAGUGAGGAGCUCAGCGGCGGCAGGAUAAAGCCCAAGCCUGUGGAGGUCCAGGUGAUAACGCACCACAUGCAGCGCUACGCCGUGUGGUUCGGAGGCUCCAUGCUGGCCUCAACUCCGGAGUUCUUGCAGGUCUGCCACAGCAAGAAGGACUACGAGGAGUGCGGCCCGAGCAUCUGCCGCCACAACCCCGUCUUCGGGGUCAUGUCUUAGUGGCGGCUUGGGCGCCGCCCCCGCAGUGGUGUCGUCGGAGCGCAAGUGUCCUUCAGACCCGGAGUCGACGGGCCCUGUACAUAGAGCGCGAGCGUGGUGUCCCAGUGCAUGCGGCGCCGCCCGCCGGACAGCUGCCAAGCCAUCUGCGCGCCCGCCCCGCCCUCGCCCCGCCCUCGCCCCGCCCCUGC
Dama dama (fallow deer) is the source of this 1924-nucleotide messenger RNA. It is a transcript of the gene ACTR3B, whose product is annotated as actin related protein 3B. The record is from RefSeq and is a predicted model, not a curated record. Bases 867 to 1736 code for a protein of 289 amino acids. Lineage: Eukaryota; Metazoa; Chordata; Mammalia; Artiodactyla; Cervidae. The transcript has 9 exons. Gene Ontology annotation, cellular component: actin cortical patch. Gene Ontology annotation, molecular function: actin filament binding.